AUGCUAACAACAUUCGGCAAGCAUUUUGCACGCGGAUUUGCCGAAGCCGCGUCCAAAGCAACAAAAAAGAAAGCUGCAGCAGCAUUUGGAAGGAAGGCAUUACCAGGAAUUGGCCGUAUCCUCAUGACAACAAGCUGCAAGGGUGGUGUCGGUAAAUCUACAGUUGCUCUUAACACAGCUCUUGCUCUUCAGAAGGCAGGAAUGAGAGUAGGCUUAUUUGAUGCUGAUAUUUACGGUCCAUCUGUCCCAACAAUGUUAAAUACAGAAGGUAAACCAUUAUAUUCCGAUGCAGAAGGAAAUUUCAUCCCAGUCGAGAAUUACGGAAUGCCAACAGUAUCAGUUGGUUACGGAAUAGGUCCUAAAAUGGCUAUGCUUUGGAAGGGACCAAUCGUCGGUAAGGUAAUUUCCGAUUUCCUUCGCAAUGCUAUCUGGCCAGAGCUUGACUACUUAGUUCUUGAUACUCCACCAGGCACAGGUGAUGUUUUAAUGUCUAUUGCACAAAAUGUUCCUGUAGAUGGCGCUAUUGUCGUUACACAACCACAGAAUGUCGCUGUAGCAGAUGUUGAGAGGAACUUUGAUAUGUUCAAACACCUCAAAAUCAAACCAGUCGGAAUUAUUCAGAAUAUGGAUGGAUUCCGCUGCGCAAAGUGCAAGACAGUUACAAAGAUCUUCCCAGGAGAUGGCGCUGCCAACCUUUCAAAGAAGUACAACGUUCCUCUUAUUGGAUCUAUCCCAAUCGACCCAGAAAUUGCUUCUUCUGGCGAUAAAGGUGUCCCGGCACUUUUGGCCCACCCAGAUUCUGAAUACGCAAAGAUUUUCGAGAAAAUUGCUAAGCAUGUUAUUGAAGCAAUUCCAAAGCAGAAACCAAGAUAUCCAGCAAGACAGCCAGUUGCCAUUGAGAAGGAAGAAUCCAAAUAA
Messenger RNA from Trichomonas vaginalis G3, 918 nucleotides. RefSeq names its product NUBPL iron-transfer P-loop NTPase (ParA) family. The record is from RefSeq and is a predicted model, not a curated record. Lineage: Eukaryota; Parabasalia; Trichomonadida; Trichomonadidae. Gene Ontology annotation, biological process: iron-sulfur cluster assembly. The coding region runs from base 1 to 918 and encodes 305 amino acids. The transcript has a single exon. Gene Ontology annotation, molecular function: ATP-dependent FeS chaperone activity; 4 iron, 4 sulfur cluster binding; ATP binding.